AUGUUUUCGCAUUCAUUGUCUUUAUUUUCUCUUUCACUUUUAUUCAUGCGCUUUCCCUGUUUUACUUUCACUUUUUUUAUUUUCUUUCUUAUAUUCUUUAUGUGCCUAAUCAUCGUUGAUCUUUCUUGCUUACGUUUUCAUUCAUUUGCCUCUUUCUUUGUAUUUUCCUGUUAUAUAUUUAUAUAUUUAUUUAUUUAUCACCUGUGUUUUUCUUUUUACUUUUUUAUUGUUUUGUUUUUAUUCUUUCUUCCAUACAUUCACAUCUAUCUAUCUAUCUAUCUAUCUAUCUAUCUAUCUAUCUAUCUCCUUUUUGCUAUUGUCAUUCUUUCUAUAUUUCUUUCUGUCUUUCUCUUUGUUUUAUCGUUUAUUAUUGGCUUUCCCUUUUAUCCCUACCCUUGUUGUUUUUGUAUAGUUUUAUCGUCUUUGUUUUUUGUUUCUUUUAUCUUUUUGCCUUUAUUUCUUUUCCCUUCUCUUUUCAUUGUCUUCUUUUUCUUUUCGUCUCUUCAACUAACAUUUUCUUCUUUUUUCUUUCAUAUAAUUUUCAUGCCUGUUUGUUUUCUUUUACCUUUCUCUUCCCCAUUUUUCAUUAUUCCUCCUCCGUUUCAUAAUUUAGUCUUUGAGAUCUCCUAUCUCUCAAAGAGUUUUACCAGUUAA
Messenger RNA from Acanthosepion pharaonis, 654 nucleotides. NCBI's taxonomy places the organism in Eukaryota, Metazoa, Mollusca, Cephalopoda, Sepiida, Sepiidae. The record is from the annotation of a GenBank genome assembly.